GACGACUCUUUGUAUUGAUUUGUGUUGAUUGUAUUGAUUGUAUUGAUUGUAUUGACUGUAUUGACUGCAUUAACUUGAAGACUGUAUCAGAAACCGUUCAAAAAACAGUUUCAAGUUCAUUUCCAGCUGCUGAAUACAACUUCUGUCUGUCCCACUCAGUCUGAAGAUGAACAGACAAAGAAACCAGCAGUUUGGUGCUGCCCUGUACGGCCCAGUGCAGUACAGGCCGACUGCAGUCCCGCUGCACACGGAGCAGCAUAACGCAGUGGUGCAGGGCCUCAGAGACGCCCUGCUCUCUGCCAUCAACCAGAUCAAGUCUCUGCAAGAGAACAACAAGUCUCUGGAGGAGAAAAUCAACCUGCAGGAAAACCAGUGGAGGCAGGUGGAGAGCCGGCUCCAAGAGGAACUGCGUCAAAAACACGAGCUCCUCAAAAGGAGCCUCAAGAAGAGGCAGGCUCGCACACAGGCCUACAUGGACGUCCUGGCCCUGCUCGCUCAAAAAGAGAGAGAGCUGGAGAUGAGAGAGGAGGAGUGGAAGGCCAGGUGUGGCGCACAGGAGGAGAGUCUGCAGGAGCUGGCUGAGGAGGAGGAGGAGGAGACCAAGGUUAAAAAUGAGGAGAAAAGCAAGAUGGCAAAGGUUUACCAGGUGGCGAUGGAGGAGGUGAGGAUGGACUUGAUGGUGGUGCAGAAGUGCACCAUCAUCAUCCUUUGCAGGUUGAGCUUCAGAAGAGACCAGACUCAUCUGAACCUGCACCCAGCUGUGUGUCCAUGA
This is a messenger RNA of Seriola aureovittata, 772 nucleotides long. RefSeq names its product trichohyalin-like. The transcript is spliced from 3 exons. Bases 167 to 772 code for a protein of 201 amino acids. The record is from RefSeq and is a predicted model, not a curated record. Lineage: Eukaryota; Metazoa; Chordata; Actinopteri; Carangiformes; Carangidae.